Gekko japonicus is the source of this 588-nucleotide messenger RNA. RefSeq names its product complement factor H-like. The transcript has 4 exons. NCBI's taxonomy places the organism in Eukaryota, Metazoa, Chordata, Lepidosauria, Squamata, Gekkonidae. The annotation marks the transcript as partial. The record is from RefSeq and is a predicted model, not a curated record.
GGUCAGCCGCUGGAACAGUCAGUCAAGCAAAGCAUACCUAGCAGAGAGCAAGAGAAAAAAGGGCUGCAGCUUUUCUGAAAAGGGCCAGCGCCUUCUGGAAGCGCUGCGAUGAUGUUCCACGUGCUGGGCUAUACUGUCCUGCUAUGGGUAUGCUGUAAUGCACAGAAUGAUGGCUGUGGACCACCCCCUAGAAGAAAUAAUGAAGAGCUCACGGACCUUGCAGUCAAAAAGACCUACUCACAUGAUGAAGUCGUAACCUACAACUGCCGUCCUGGGUUCAUAAAACUUGGACGUAUUAGAGUGAAGUGUAACAAUGGAAACUGGGAACAACAACUGCCACGUGUUGAAUGCCGAAAAAGGCCUUGUGGGCAUCCUGGAGACAUCCAGUUUGGUUCUUUUGAACUCAUUAAUGGAGACGAAUUUGUCUUUGGCUCUCGUGUUGUGUACCAGUGUGAUCCAGGGUAUCAGAUGCUCAGCCAGACAAAUUACCGAGAUUGUCGAGCAGAUGGGUGGAGCAAUGAUGUCCCACACUGUGAAGGUCAGUGGGCUUUCAAACAUAUUAUGCCAAUAAUUGUCACUUCGUCUUGU